AUGGCAAGAGCCUUCCACGCCGCGUCACCGGCUACCGUGCCUGCCUCGCCGUCGCCGCUCCGGUCAAAGAACGCCGGGGGCGGCCUCUCAAACCUCCAAUGGCUGCUCAGGAAGCGCGCCAACAAGGUGCAGCAGGGCCGGCCCGUCGCCGUGGAGCAAGACGCCGACGACGGCUGUGACGACGACGAGUGCGCCUCCAUGUUCGCCGGCGCCACGCCCUACAUCGGCCCCGUCGCCGGCGCUGGUCCAACAACUCCAGACGACGCUCCAGCAGGCAGGAAGCGCCGCGGCGAGGCGCUGUCGCGGCUCAGGUCGGCGAUCCUGGCCGUGCUAGCUCGAGCGCGGCGCGGGCGCGGGCGCGGGAGACGGCCGCUGGGGUCCUGUGCUACCGUCACGGGCACCAUCUUCGGCCGCCGCCGCGGUCGCGUGCACCUCGCGCUGCAGACCGAUCCGCGCGCCCCGCCCGCGCUCAUGGUCGAGCUCGCCGCCUACUCCACCGGCGCGCUCGUCAGGGAGAUGGCCUCGGGACUCGUCCGCCUCGCUCUCGAGUGCGAUAAGCCACCCGCACCUCCGCAGCAAACAGGUGACCAUCAUCACCAGAGGCGGCCACGGCAGCAGGCGGCGGCGCUGGUGGAGGAGGCCACCUGGCGCGCGUACUGCAACGGCCGCAAGUGCGGCUACGCGGUGCGGCGGGACUGCGGCGCGGACGAGUGGCGGGUGCUGCGCGCAGUGGAGCCCGUCUCUGUGGGCGCCGGCGUGCUCCCCGACGGCGACAACGUGGGCACGGGAGGCGCCGCAGCCGGCGAGGGCGACCUCAUGUACAUGAGGGCCAAGUUCGAGCGGGUGGUGGGGUCCAGGGACUCGGAGGCGUUCUACAUGGUGAACCCCGACGGCGGCGGCGGGCCCGAGCUCAGCAUCUACCUUCUCAGGGUCUAG
Messenger RNA from Miscanthus lutarioriparius, 936 nucleotides. The record is from the annotation of a GenBank genome assembly. NCBI's taxonomy places the organism in Eukaryota, Viridiplantae, Streptophyta, Magnoliopsida, Poales, Poaceae.